CUAGUUAAAUAAAAAAUAUGAGGUUCUAAGCCUAGCAUGAAAGUGCAUCCUUAUAGCUGUGUGGGAUAAUUAUAGUAAAAAUGUUUGCCMUGGUAAGUUGAGCCAAUGGUCACCAUACUAAUGAUACAAUUUUGUCUGUUUUAUGCACACUAUUUUUUGCAAUGUGUCAUGGAUAUGAACAACAAAAAAUAUUGUACAUUUUUAUGGUUACAGAGCAGGCGUCAUCAUGCCCUACGUAUAUAAACGCAAAACAAGCAAAAGUCUAGCCCCCCUUGUGGUUCUUGAGAGCAGCUAAGGAAGUGAGAGAAGGGGYAAAAGUACAUUUGAGUAGCAGCAAAGGGAUACAAUUUUUAACUGAAUGACACUGAAGAGGAACACUGACAAAAAUGAAAACAAACAUGCACCUGUGCGAAAGAGGAUAUGAUAGAGUAGCAGGGUCUUAUCUGAUCUCACUGACCAGUUUWAUGGGCUUAUUCGUCUCAAAUGCAGAGAACUUGCCCACGAAUUGGCACAUCGAAAUAACAUCCAUGUCCCAGACAACUGGUGAAGAAAUGGAAGGGUAAGUGAUAUUGAACAUAAAUGUAUGCCUACAUUCAGAUAUAGAUCUAAGAUAUACAAUARACCCCAUUCCAUGAAUUAAACUUUGACCUACCACUCCCGUCACAGACAACCCCCAUCCACUUACCCCAAGGUGGCUCAACUUACCCUGUCCCUAUGCCCAACUUACCCCGUACACAGAGACCCCUUAUUGGACAAGCUAUGUUUUCAAAACUGUUAUGUUUACAUCAUGAAAUCMUAUUAUUUCCAGGGAUAAACAACAUCCUGAAAAAUAUGUAGAUAUCRUUGUUAGAAAUAACACUAUAUUUCCCUUGACGUUGAAUGUAAAAAAUUGCUCAACAUACCCUACUCUCCACCACAGCAUACCAGUUCUGCCAUCCAUCUUGUUUUGUGUAAAUAUGAGGCAGUUUCCAGAGUUUCCCCCAUAAGUUACCCAUACCCAGUGACUCCCUUAUUUAUAUAUUUGAACAUUCUACAUAAUGAUCCACCCUUCAUGCAUGGAUGAUUAUACUUGAAUAAAAAUUCCUUCCAUAGAGCAAAAACAGUAAAACGGUGUGAAAAAUCAUUAAGAAUCAGUCUCAAGUAACAAAAAACAGUAGAGAAGACCAGCUAUAGCAGAGGACAACAGCAGAGAGAGAGAGGACUGUUUGCAUACAUCUCUAUCUUACGCUGAGGAGCGGGUGACGUCAAAUUACUUGGGGGAUGAGCCAGUAAGGAAAGUCUACACAGCCUCAGUCGUUGGAAGCUAAUGAGAAUUGAUUGGUGAUGGUUGUUAAACAUCUACACCGACAGAGAAAGAUCUCGACAUGAGCAAUACAUUCUGGUAAUGAAAACAACACAGGAAGUCAACAAUCACCGUGAGUGAGCCAUCAACCCUUCAACCUGAACCAAGAGAGUGCGUUUCUAAAAAYCACUUUGUGACUAUUUGUGUCCAAACGCCAACACACCUUUGAGUGAGAAACAAAGAGACUAUCAGCAGUGGUUAUUAUUGAUGUGGGAUUUUUACCUGGCAACAACUCCUUGAUACCCCAUUGUAAAUUACAACUUGGGGCUAGAAUUCAACUGCAGGCUCAAAAUGACAGAUUGUAACUUUUGACACAGACAGACACCAGACCAGACAAUGACAUGGAGGUGCGCACGUACAUGGACUAUCCCGUUGCGAUUUAUAGCAACGUCACAGAGCAGUUGAAUGGCUCCUCAGCCCCCUCCUCUGGGCUGGCAGGAGAGGAACCUGACCCCCACCAGCAUUACACCAUCAGCGUCUUCCUCUCCUGCCUCUACACAAUCUUCCUUUUCCCUGUGGGCUUCAUCGGGAACGUCCUCAUCCUGGCCGUCAACCUGAGCCACAAGGGACGCAUGACCGCCCCCGAUCUUUACUUUGUCAACCUGGCGGCUGCCGACCUGGUCCUGGUGGCGGACUCCCUGAUUGAGGUGUUCAACCUUAGUGAGCACUACUAUGACAUGGCUGCCCUGUGCACCUUCAUGGCCCUGUUCCUGCAGGUCAACAUGUACAGCAGCGUCUUCUUCCUGACCUGGAUGAGCUUCGACCGGUUUGUGGUGCUGGCGGGCUCAAUGGGUCUGGGCAGGAGCAUGCCCCGGGCCCGUCUGACCUGCUGCCUGAUCUGGGUGACCUCCGCCCUGCUCACCCUACUGCCCUUCACCGUGGCCCAGGUGCAGCACACCGGGGAGCUCCACUUCUGCUUCGCGAACGUAUCCCAGAUCCAGUGGCUGGAGGUUACGCUGGGCUUCCUGCUGCCCUUCUGCGUGCUGGGCCUCUGCUACUGGAGGAUCGCCCUGGUUCUGGUGAGCGCUCAAAGGGAGCACAGUGGGCUMCAGCGGCGGCCACAGAAGAGGAAGGCUUUGAGGAUGAUUUCUGCGGCCGUGUUGGUGUUCUUUGCCUGUUGGUUACCGCAGAACAUGUUUGUCAGUGUGCACCUSCUGAGAGGCGAUGUGGAUGGAACGCUGUGGCAUGACUACCCUCUGACGGCCCACAUGGUCAACCUGGCUGCCUUCUCCAACAGCUGCCUCAACCCCCUGGUCUACAGCUUCUUGGGAGAGACCUUCCAGGACAAGCUAAGGAGCUUCAUCAAGGAAAACAUCAGCUGGGCCAAGUUAGACAGCUCCUGUUGGAGUAGCUAGCCCCUCUGCAAGCUCCUGCACCAUACUUAAAAGUACCAGUCCCAUCACACAACCUCUCCAAAGCUCCUGCUGCCUCUACAAACCAGCCAUCCAUCCUUCAAAUCAAAACUCACCAACAUACGUGUGCCCUGGACAGCUACGUGGUGUGUCUGAUUUCAAUCACUUUCUGACCUCACUCCUUUUGACUUAAACAAAUCUUUCAUUAGAUACUUUUGUGUAUAUAUAGUGUAUGUGGACACCCCUUCAAAUGAGUGGAUUCAGCUAUUUCAGCCACA
Molecule: messenger RNA, 2972 nt
Organism: Salvelinus sp. IW2-2015
Lineage: Eukaryota; Metazoa; Chordata; Actinopteri; Salmoniformes; Salmonidae
Product: G-protein coupled estrogen receptor 1-like
Biological process (GO): cellular response to estradiol stimulus; G protein-coupled receptor signaling pathway
Cellular component (GO): membrane
Molecular function (GO): nuclear estrogen receptor activity; G protein-coupled receptor activity
Source: RefSeq, a predicted model, not a curated record